GCGUGCAACAAAGCAAAGAAGAACAACAACAACAACAAACAUUCAUUCUCCUUCUCUUUUUCUUACAUUACACUUCACUCUUUGUCUCUACUCUAACACUCUUUUCGGUUAGCAAGUCUUUCCCUAUUAUUUUUGGCGGGAGCUAUACCCCACCAACUUAAAAACAAACCCAUCUUUCUCAUAAAUACUUCAACCUCCUUCUUUCCCAUUCUCUCUCAACAAAAACACCACAAAUAAUAACAUAACACCAUUUUUAACACUCAUACAAUCUGCAACUGCAACUACACAAAUACACAUUUUCUUCUUUGGUUCUUACUUCCCAUCCUUAAAACGCCGUCGUUGAAGUCACCAUUCACUUGAAAAAAUAGAAAGAAUACUUCAAUGACACUUUCUUCGUUUUUGUAUAUUGUUUUCAUAUUUCAUUUCUUCUUCACAUCCCCCUCACUCUCUUUGUCUUCCGAUGGGCUCGCGCUUCUCGCGCUAAAGUCCGCCGUGGACGAGCCCUCCGCCGCAGCUUUCUCCGACUGGAACAACGGCGACCCCACGCCUUGUGCCUGGUCGGGGAUCGCCUGCGCCAAUGUCUCCGGCGAGGGGGAGCCGCGAGUUGUCGGAAUUUCCCUCGCCGGAAAAUCGCUCUCUGGCUACCUCCCCUCGGAGCUCGGCACGCUGCGGUUCCUCCGGCGACUCAACCUCCACGACAACGCCUUCUCUGGCGUCCUCCCGGCGCAGCUCUCCAACGCCACCGCGCUCCACAGCCUCUUCCUUCACGGAAACAACCUCUCCGGCGCAAUCCCCUCCUCCCUCUGCACCCUCCCCCGCCUCCAGAACCUUGACCUCUCCGAAAACGCCUUCUCCGGCCACAUCCCGGAGCACCUCAGAAACUGCAAGAACCUCCAGCGCCUCGUCCUCGCCGGCAACAAAUUCUCCGGCGAGAUUCCGGCCGGCGUGUGGCCGGACCUGCAAAACCUCCUCCAACUCGACCUCUCCGAUAACGAGUUUACAGGCUCAAUCCCCAGCGAAAUCGGAACCCUAAUUUCCCUCUCCGGCACGCUGAACCUCUCCUUCAACCACCUCUCCGGUAAAAUUCCGUCUUCGUUGGGAAAAUUACCGGCAACAGUGAUCUUUGACCUCAAAAACAAUAACCUCAGCGGCGAGAUUCCCCAGACGGGGUCGUUUUCCAACCAGGGCCCCACCGCGUUCCUCGGAAACCCAGACGUAUGUGGGUUUCCACUCAGGAAAUCGUGUUCUGGUUCGGACCGAAAUUUUUCUUCCGGUUCGGACCAGAACAAACCGGACAACGGUAACCGGUCCAAGGGGCUGAGUCCGGGGCUAAUUAUUUUAAUCUCGGCAGCUGAUGCUGCUGUGGUGGCCUUGAUUGGUCUUGUGAUUGUUUACAUUUAUUGGAAGAGAAAGGAUGAUGAGAAUGCUUGUAGUUGCAUUAGGAAGAGGAGUUUUGGUGAAGAGAAAGGGAACAUGUGUGUGUGUGGUGGGUUAUCAUGUUUUGGUGGGGUGAAGAGUGAUGAUGAUGAUGAAGAGUUUGAAGGUGGUGAGGGUGAAGGGGAAUUAGUGAGGAUUGAUAAGGGUUUGAGUUUUGAGCUUGAUGAGUUGUUGAGGGCUUCAGCUUAUGUGUUGGGGAAGAGUGGAUUGGGGAUUGUGUAUAAGGUGGUGUUGGGGAAUGGGGUUCCUGUGGCUGUGAGGAGGUUGGGGGAGGGUGGGGAACAGAGGUAUAAGGAGUUUGCUGCUGAGGUUAUGGCCAUUGGGAAGGUCAAGCACCCUAAUGUUGUGAGGUUGAGGGCUUACUAUUGGGCACAUGAUGAGAAGCUUCUCAUCAGUGAUUUCAUCUCCAAUGGCAAUUUGGCUCAUGCCCUUAGAGGGAGAAAUGGCCAACCAUCUACAAAUCUUUCAUGGUCCACCAGGCUGAGAAUCGCCAAAGGAACAGCGAGGGGCCUGGCCUAUCUCCACGAAUGCAGUCCAAGAAAAUUCGUCCAUGGCGACAUCAAGCCCUCCAACAUCCUGCUAGACAACGACUUUCAACCCUACAUAUCCGAUUUUGGCCUCAACCGUCUAAUCAGCAUCACCGGCAACAACCCCUCCACCGGUGGAUUCAUGGGUGGAGCUCUUCCUUACAUGAACUCAUCACAGAAUGAGAGAACCAACAAUUACAAAGCCCCCGAGGCUCGAGUCCCUGGCUGCAGAACCACCCAGAAAUGGGAUGUGUAUUCGUUUGGAGUUGUCCUGCUUGAAAUACUAACUGGGAGGUCACCAGAGUCAUCUCCCACCACAUCAACUUCCAUGGAAGUCCCUGACUUGGUAAGGUGGGUUAGAAAAGGAUUCGAUCAAGAAAGCCCAUUAUCCGAAAUGGUUGAUCCAUCUCUGCUCCAAGAAGUGCGCGUCAAGAAAGAGGUUCUGGCUGUGUUUCAUGUUGCACUGUCUUGCACUGAGGAAGAUCCAGAGGCUCGGCCUAGGAUGAAAACUGUCUGCGAAAAUCUUGAUAAGAUUGGAACGUAAUGUUUGAACGUGCGCAGUGUGCUAGCUCUAGGACUCAACCUGAGACUGCAAUUUAUGUACCAAAAAGAUGCACUUCAAUCUAACAAUGCAUUUCUGUGGUAACACUAAGAUGGUUUUUAUGCUGGGCAUCAAUAUGGUGCUGCAAUUCUGUUCCUUCCGUCUUGGAUAAGCCCUUUACCUAUGUUUUGGAACUCAAGCAAUUUUUGGAGAGAUGUAAUUAUCACGGUCUCACUUACAUUCCAUUCUCAUUUUAUUUUUUUUUGUUACAUAUCGGAAUUGUAAGAUAUUUUAAUUUUUGUUCUGAUCUCUUUUCCUCCAAAAUGUUAUUGCAAUGCCACAACACCUUGCAUUAUUA
Glycine soja is the source of this 2863-nucleotide messenger RNA. Its product is annotated as receptor protein kinase-like protein ZAR1. Gene Ontology annotation, molecular function: protein binding; ATP binding; protein kinase activity. The record is from RefSeq and is a predicted model, not a curated record. NCBI's taxonomy places the organism in Eukaryota, Viridiplantae, Streptophyta, Magnoliopsida, Fabales, Fabaceae. Bases 382 to 2508 code for a protein of 708 amino acids. The transcript is spliced from 2 exons. Gene Ontology annotation, biological process: protein phosphorylation.